GUUGUGUUUACCUGUUAACCCGUAAUGUUUUCGUCGUGUUGUUUUUAGUUUACCUUUGGCUUUUGGAGUUCAUUGUUCUGGCCUACACGUACCAUUUGUAGCAUAUAUAUAAGAAACAUGACUCACUUGUAUCUGAUGUCUCAUGUUUUUACCAUAUUUUUGGCGUUAUGCGUCUUUUCUCCAACGUGCCCCGUUGAGUCGGUUGACGCAGAUUUGUCAGACGUUUUGAGCAAUUAUGAUGUUCUACACCAAUCGCAAAUAUCACACAUCAUAGUGAAAAGAGGCACCAAGGGAAAAGGUGACCACGUAAAGGAACUUAAAUUUUCCGGACUUGGAAGACAUUUCACAUUGUCAUUAAAACCAACAGUGGGGUUAUUAUCGCCCCAGUUCAAAGCAUAUGUUGUGGAUGGGUACGGCAACAAAGAAGCUGUUCCUGUUGAUCCAGAGAUUUUCUUUUCGGGUGUUGUCACAGGUGAGAAAACAUCUAGUGUGCAAGCCUAUGUGGACGAUGACAACCUGUUGACUGCCACCAUAGCAACACCUGAUGACACAUAUCACAUCGAGCCGAUGUGGCAGUAUGCUCCUGAAGGAGGAAAUGACUCGAUGGUCAUGUACAAGGGAUCUGAUGUCAAAAGAAUUCAGAAGCACCACUCACAUGACAGUUUCUGUGGGUACGUGACACCACCCCCAGGAGUUAUUGUGGACAACAAAAUUGAUGAUGAGGAGCACAAGAAGUCAAAGAAAGGGAAAAAUCAGGGAUUCUCAAAGGAAAAUGACAUUGCAGACAAACACAGCCGAGUGAAGCGCCAACAGCAAAGCAGUCAUUCCGAUGGAAGGACACGUUGUUCUCUGUUCCUCGUUGCUGACUAUAAAUUCUUUAGUGAAAUGGGACAGGGUAACAGAUUGAAUACGAUUAAUUACCUAAUUGGUUUAAUCCAUGUGGUCAAUGAGAUAUACCUAUCUACUACGUGGGAGAAGAACAUCACAAACAUGGCGUUUGUUGUGAGAGAUAUUCUCGUACACAAAGAGGCACAGAAGAAUCUAGCCGUUGGCGAUGAACAUUACAAUAUGGACAAAAGUGGAUGGGAUGUAAAGAACCUGCUAACGGCUUUCAGCAGAGGUAACUACAGAUCAUAUUGCCUCGCUCACUUGUUCACGCAUCAGAAGUUUGCUGGUGGAGUUCUAGGUCUGGCUUAUGUCGGGUCACCCCGUCAGCACACUGUUGGUGGCAUUUGUACACCUGAAUACUAUUCGGAUGGAGUUUUAUGGCUGAACACCGGGCUCAGCAGCUCUCUCAACUAUGCCAAUAGAAAGGUUGUGAAAAAAGAAGCAAAUAUUGUGACUGCUCAUGAACUUGGUCAUAACUGGGGCAGUGAGCACGAUCCAGACACUGACGAAUGUGCGAAUCCUGACGGUGGAUCUUACAUAAUGUACACCUACUCCGUCAGUGGUUACUACAACAACAAUGACAACUUCUCUCCAUGUAGCAAACGCUCCGUCGGUAUGGUGCUGCAAGCAAAGGCAUCGAAAUGCUUUACAGAGCCAACAACAGCAUUUUGUGGCAAUUUUUUGGUGGAGGAAGGAGAAGAGUGUGAUGCAGGCUUGAUAGAAUCUGGUGAGGAGGACCCAUGCUGUACCCACAACUGCGAACUCAAGUCAGAAUGCAGUGACAAAAACUCCCCAUGCUGUGAUGGAUGUAGCUUUGCGAAUAAGGGGUUCGAGUGCCGAAAGGCAAGCCAACUUGAUGCACUGUGUGAGAAAGAUGCAGAAUGCACGGGCACAUCUGCAGAGUGUCCUAAGGGCAGUCCUGUUGAGAAUGUGAAGAACGUUUCCUGCCUUGACUCCGGAACAUGUAUUGACGGGAUUUGCGUCCCAUAUUGUGAAGUGCGUGAGAUGUUUUCCUGCGUGUGUGAUGGAGGUGACGGAUGCAAACGUUGUUGUCGUAGUGCCACAAGAAACUGCACCAAAUACACAAAUCAAGAUAAUCCAUUUGGCAUUCAGUUGGAUGAAGGCCAGCCAUGUCAUCUUGGCAUAUGCAGUGAUGAGGGUAUAUGUGAGAAGACACAGCAAGAUGCAGUUCAGCGAUUUUGGAACAUUAUCGAAGACAUCGAUAUUAACUACAUAUUGGAAUUCAUCCAUGACAAUAUAGUGGGAACAGUCAUCAUUCUCUCGCUAAUCGUCUGGAUACCAGCCAGUUGCAUCGUGAACUACGUUGACAAUAAAAGGCGCGAGAAGGAAGAAGAGGAAAUGACGUGGAGAAAACCUGAUAACACAAAUCUGAUUCGGGAUUAUGAUGCAAGUCGAAUACGAAAUUUUGGGACGCGUACGGUGAGGUCGAUGCGAGGAAACAACAGUGCACAGCCUUCAGCUGCCCCACCAUUUACUAACAUAGUGGAACCAUCUGUGGACUAUUAAGUUACACUCAACCUUAGAUGGCUUCUACUGCCUAUGUACUACUUAGCUGACCUCUACGUGAAAUUGUGUUAUGAUACAAUGUACGUUGGAGAGGUGUCAUUAUCACUGUGCAACUUAUAAGAAUCUCGUAUUGUACCGUUGCGUGUAGGUUGAAGUAUUGUGAUACCAAUGAUAUAGGAAUCUUUUUAGUUUUAAAACAAAUUGUGAUUUAGACUCAAUUUCUAAGUAAGUUAUAUCACACUUUUUUUAUCAGUUUUUCGACCUGAAUGUCCUGUGAUUAGAUUAUAAAAUGUGAUGGGUGAUUAGACUAUAAAAAAUAUAAAAAUGAAAUCAUUGGAACGUUUGAACGUUCAUUAUUCAUAUUUCAUGCAUUUUUCUUUUGGCAGCAAAUCAGUUCUGCGGUUUCUAGCUGUGUGACAUUAAUUGAAGCCACAUGUUUUUAUAUGGCUUGCUACUAAGCAUAGACAAAUAGCUAUAUGAUCGUGCAAUAUCAAGAAUUCCAUAUAUUACAAAUAUAUUAUUUAUAUGAGAA
Molecule: messenger RNA, 2947 nt
Organism: Priapulus caudatus
Lineage: Eukaryota; Metazoa; Priapulida; Priapulimorpha; Priapulimorphida; Priapulidae
Product: ADAM 17-like protease
Exons: 16
Coding region: 118-2415 (765 amino acids)
Biological process (GO): Notch signaling pathway; membrane protein ectodomain proteolysis
Cellular component (GO): plasma membrane
Molecular function (GO): metalloendopeptidase activity
Source: RefSeq, a predicted model, not a curated record